This is a messenger RNA of Folsomia candida, 1520 nucleotides long. Its product is annotated as bacillopeptidase F. NCBI's taxonomy places the organism in Eukaryota, Metazoa, Arthropoda, Collembola, Entomobryomorpha, Isotomidae. The record is from RefSeq and is a predicted model, not a curated record. The transcript has 3 exons. Gene Ontology annotation, biological process: proteolysis. Gene Ontology annotation, molecular function: serine-type endopeptidase activity. The coding region runs from base 24 to 1427 and encodes 467 amino acids.
GCAUCAGACGACAAUCUACAGUCAUGGCAAUCCUAAGAAUUCUCCUCUUGGUCGUGGUCACCACCUCGUCAGCAUGGGCGGGCUGCACCAUCUCGAAAGACGUCAAAGGGACGUCCACCGUCGUCUUUACAUUGUCACCCACCCCAACCGAAGUCAUUAAUCAGCUCGGCAUGAGCAACAUGCUCUCCCCUGUCGCACUAAUUGACAAACUUCAAAGCUACUCUGAUACGGCGAAUUCUCUCAUGAAAACCGUUACAGAUAAGAUGAAGGCCCUCAACCCAUUCGGCUCACUCCUCCCCAUUCCAGAAUGUCGGUAUUACUGGAUUUCGAACCAAUUGUUUUGCGACAAUGUCAACUCUGCCAUUAUCGCCCCAAUCUGCGGCAUGUUUACAACAAUUACGAACGUGACCAACCCCAUCAGUCUACCACUGCCUCAGUUAGACUCGAUCCCACUGACUUGCGAGAAUGAUCUCGAUGGGCGUCCCUGGGGCUUGGAAAAAAUUCAGGCACCAGAAACUUGGGCACUUGGCUACAAUGGAACUGGAGUGGUCGUCGCCAACAUUGACACCGGCGUGCGUUACACCCAUGUUGAACUUCGCGACAAUAUGCGUCCCUUCUUCAACUGGUUUGACCCCUACAAUUUCUCCACAAACGUGCCCAGCGACACGAACGGUCACGGUUCCCACACCAUGGGAACGAUGGUCGGAAAGAAUGUCGGUGUGGCUCCUGGCGCCACUUGGAUUGCUUGUCGAGGUUGUGGCACUGCUUCGUGCGAUAACGAGCAACUCCUCGCCUGCGGACAAUUCUUAUCUUGCCCCGAUAACAAGACCCAGUCCUGCUCUACCCGCCCCGACGUGAUCAACAACAGCUGGGGUGGCGGGAUCGGAAACACUUUUUAUCUCGGCGUUCUCUCGGUUUGGAAGGCUAUGGGGAUUUCGUUCUUCUUCUCGUCGGGUAACUCUGGACCGGCCUGUUCCACCGUGAUGUCCCCGGCAGACAGCAACUAUACGAAAUACGGUCAUUUGUCGGUAGGGUCGACCGCUUGCAAUGACAAGAUUGCUUCGUACUCGUCCACCGGACCAUCGCAGGCGGCCGAUUACAUGGCCGGACUCGGAGUUCAAAUCGUCGUCCCGGGAAGUAACGUUCGUUCCGCUUGGAACACGUCGGACACCGCGUACAAUACGAUUUCCGGUACUAGCAUGGCAAGCCCGCAUUCGACGGGAGCGGGGGCGGUGAUUUUGUCGAAAAAUAAGGCUCUCACUCCAGAACAGGUGUAUGCUGCGAUGAUGAGUACGGCCUAUAGGGACCCUGCCAUUACUAAUUCGGCAGCUUACUGUACCAGCAGUUCGGCUGAUCUGUCUGGAUAUCCAAACAAUGUGUAUGGAUAUGGACGCGUUAAUCUGUUGGAGGCUGUAAAGGUGGUGUAAAAUUUUGAUGUUAAAAGAAUUUCGAUAUUAUCCGGAAAAUUUUUGAAUUUGACCAAUUAAUCUAUGCAAAUAAAUAAAAUGUCAAAAAAUUGA